Messenger RNA from Manduca sexta (tobacco hornworm), 6265 nucleotides. RefSeq lists its product as uncharacterized. Gene Ontology annotation, biological process: establishment of mitotic spindle orientation; signal transduction; regulation of establishment of bipolar cell polarity. The record is from RefSeq and is a predicted model, not a curated record. Gene Ontology annotation, cellular component: spindle. Gene Ontology annotation, molecular function: protein binding. Lineage: Eukaryota; Metazoa; Arthropoda; Insecta; Lepidoptera; Sphingidae.
CUGGGCUAUGGAGACCCUCCUCGACAAGUUCAAGAGGGAGCAAGGAGGGUUGCGACGUUCCAGAUCCGUCCGCGCUUCCCUACGAUUGAUAGGAAACCGCUGGCGGUCCACCAAAGAUGAAGAACCAGUUGAUGAAAUUGAAAAGAUCAAGCAUAGUAGCGUGAUAUUUACCAAGCCAAUUCUAAGUGAAAAGGAUUACGACGUAGCGUUCUCAGGCGUCGAGGGCACGUACAAGCCCAAAACACCAGCUAUGGCGAAGCGAAAACCUGAGCCUGUAAAGCAGAGAAAGAAGAGCGGAGACAUAGAUCUAAACCUAAAACCGCAAAGACAUAGGAAAGUGGAGAAAAAAUUCAGUGAUCUAUUCACAAAUAAAAAACAAAAGAGCGCGUCCGCUAAAGAGCUUAUAAUGCCUGAGAAAAUACCACCUAAAGCAGCGGCGAUUUUGCACAUUCAUUCGCCCGAGAAAGAGAAGAAAAAAAAGUUGAAAGGCAUGGGAAAAUCCGAGUCUGCGAAGUCGAUAGCGGAGUUAGUGUCGCAGCAGCGCGUGCGCAGAGGUUCCGAGAGUGACAUGUGCCCCAACCAACCACGUGGAUGCGUCAACCCGGCUUUUGUUUACAGUACCCCACCAAAGGAGAGAAAGCUGCCGCUGUCACCGUCUGCUUACUUGAAGCUCCAGUACGGCGCGCUGCUCGAAGGGUGCGGGGGUGAGCUGCCGUCGUUGAGCGCAUGCGCACCCCACCCGCCGCACCUCGACAAAGCGACGCGCCGCCAACAGAAGGAUGCGCGUGCGCAACAAGACAAAAUCGCACAAGUUAACAUACAUUUGCACGCCCUCUUCGCAGCCGUCGAACAUGGAUAUCUUGACAAAGCGAGAAACAUCCUGGAGUCGACGGAUGUCGACGUUAACAGCCUCAACGCCGACGGGCUGUCGCCUUUGGACGUGGCGGUGCUCUCGACUAACAGGCCGCUCGUCAAGAUGCUCAUGGAGUUCGGCGCCAAGGAAGGCACGCAAUUCAAAAGUUCUGAGACGUUGGGCGCUCAUCUACGCAGACUGGCGCGAGAGGCAGAAGCGAAACUACACGAAGCUGUCGGCUGCGCUCCAGAGAGGAGUUGUAGGGAGGAUGCUUGCACCAGGUCAUCGGCAGGUGGUCAGGCGGCCGGCACGACGGGCUGCGCAGGCGGCACCGGCUCCGAGAAAGACAAGCAAGCGCAACAUUGGGAACGGAGAGUGAGGACGUUAAGGAGGCUGGUGCUAGGCUGGCAGCAGUUGCGCGUCCCGCCGGCGUCCGCGCCGCCCGAGCUCGAGGUGUGCGGCGCGCACGCCGUCAGCGUGCGCCUGCGCGACACGAGGAGCGGCUCGGCGCACAAGGAUCCGCCGCCUGUCACCAAGUAUAAAGUGGAAUGGUCUUCCAGAGCGGAUUUCUCCAACGUGUGCGGGUCACGGGAGGUGGCAGCGUCCGGCACUAGUAGCGGUACGAAGGUGUUAGCUGCGGGCAUGACGCGCGGCCGGCGAUACUUCUUCAGGGCCGCGGCUGGGAAUAUCAAGGGCUGGGGCCCUUUCACCGUCUCUGUGCCGAGGAGCGUGGUGCCGAGCAGCUGGCGCGACGUGUGCGCUCGCGGCGCGCGCGGCGGCGGGGGCGCGGCCGCGCUCGAGGCGCUCGCCGCCGCCGCCGCGGGCGCGCGCUGCCGUCCCGCCGCGCCGCCCCGACACCCGCGCAAGAAGACCGCCACCAUACGGCAGCUCUUCACCGCCGCAAGCAAAUUCCAGAAGAACCUGCGCAGGGGCGUCUACUUGGCGUGUAUAUUAUACCACGAAGACAAAGUGCUGGUGACGAGCGAAGAAUUCUUGCCGGUCAUCGAAGUCGACGAGACCUACCCUACUUGCAUCUACACCGACUUCCACUGGCUCAUGAAGGUGUCGUGUUCUUGGGACGACGUGAAGGCACUCCGGUCGGACAUGGAGAAACACACCUCCUCGUCAAUACACUUCAGGCUCAAACUACUCACCGCUGCUGCACAGAUGCAAUCGGCUUUAGGCAUUCAAGACUUAGGUCAACUCUACCACAAGCCGCUGCGAGACUCCCACGGGACUGUAGUGCUGUCCUGCGUCAACAGCGUCAAGUCCGCCAAAUCGAUAUCCGCGUUGAACUCUCGCUGGGCGCCCGUCACUAAGCUCCGGCGGCGGGUGCUUAGUGAGGACAACACUAUUGGCGAACUGCUCAUGGCCUCUGUGCACGAGCAGAUUGCUUAUCACCAAGUGUCGCGCGUGCAGCUGUGCCGCGGGCUGUACGUGGGGUACCUGAAGCUGCAGUCGUCGGUGGAGGUGGUGCGGCUCGUGGCGCCCGCGCGCGCGCCCAACGUGCCGCCGCACGCGCGCGUGCGCGACAACCCGCACGUCUCUGCUGAGGAAUGGGAGUACUUAAAAAACAUGUCAGGCAAAACAGAAGACUCCCAGCACAUGAACCUCUCAAUCGCGGGCCAGGAGAAGCCUUCAGAAUCUCAAGAAAUGUUCCUCGACCAGCUCGCGACGGCCGCGCGGCGACUCUUCAAAGAAAUGGAGAUACCGCUAGAGAACGUACUCACCCACCGAAUUUACGACUUAGAAGUCAUAGAGUUGAACAAUGACGUCAGUUUUAUCAUGAUAUGCCCGCCGGCAGAACAAGCGUGCUCUGUGCCCGGCCAGAAAGAAAUACUCCUGCAAAAGGGCGACCUACUCAGCCUGCCCAUACAGGCCUUCGAGAUGAUCCAUCUGCAGACCUACCACAAUAACAUCCUGAACAAAUACUCGAGGCUCAGCUGCGUUUUGGAGUUAGACGUCGCGUUGGCCGCUCACUCGCACAGAGAGGCGUUUUCGUGCAGUGAACUGCAGACAGCCAAAGAAAGACUAGCUAAAUUAGAAGACCUGCAAAACAAUCUGAACACCGUGUGGAAAGCGGAAAGGUGGUUGAUGGACUUGAUUGGAUUCGCGAGAGAUAAAGACAAAGCUGUCCAGAGUUCCGGUAUAUUGCUCAAAUACAUUUUAGAUAAAACUCCCUCACAAAGUGCGGAUGUUCCCGACGCAGAAAGCAACGAAAAAGACUCCGAUUUGAAAAUCGAUUUCUUGCAAAUACCGUCGCGGGAUGGUAAGAUUACAAAGACGUCACCUGGCAGGGGGUCGUGGCCAGGCCCUGCUGGUAACGGUAAUCACGCAAAUCUGCAUCCAGAGUUCAGUAAAUCGGAGCAGCAGUUGAGUCUAGCGCCGCGACAGACGUCCGUCUCGACUCUAAAUCUAAGCACAUCGCAAUUCCUAAAUGCCGACGGUAGCAAAUUCAGGAAAGGCAGCGCCGAUUCCCAGUUCACGCAGUCGAGUAACAAUUACAUGAGUAGCAACUCACAAUUCGAUAUUAAAUCAUCGGAAUCUCAUACUAGCAUUGGCAGUAAUCGUCUCCCGCCGUCCAGGAGCGAGGAUACCCUCGUGCUCCAAAAUGAGAAUGUGGAACCCAAGCCCCGUCCGCACAGCAUCAACGCAACAGCUUCCACCACCUCGAGUCCUUUACUAACAGUCAAAGGAUACUACCCAGGAAGCAUGGUCAGUGUCCGAGCGUCCAAAAGUAACGUGUCAGAGUCCGCCCAAAGCCUGUCCAGCGAUUCAGAGAGUCAGAGCUGUCCAAUCACAUCAGUUCCACUAAAAAUCCGUCCGAAGCAGUACAGGACUUGCAAUGUCAUAGCCUCGAAGAGUAUGACAAGCGUAAAGACAGGCGACGUGGACUACACCGACACUGGACAGGAGUAUUUGAAGAGUAGUUUGUGUGUGAAGAGACAGCCGCUGUUGGAAACGCAAGAAGAUGCGGAGUACAACAACAAAGUUCCAAAGACUGAGGAGACGAGGCAAGAGAGCGAGCACAUUAUGAAGCCGGCCAUGGAACAGCGGACGCCUGACCAGCCCGGGAUAUUACAAGUAUUUGCUGCGUACGAAACAGGAUUGGCGGUUGGGACUUCGCUCAAGCUUCACGUCACUCCCCGAACAUCAGCACGCGAGGUCAUCGACCUAGUUGUCAAACAACUCAACAUGGCCGCCGUGCUCAAAGGAAAGUCCGGCCCUGUAUAUGGACCGGAAAAACUACAAGAUUUCUGCUUAGUAGCUGUCAUCGGAGCCCGGGAGAGAUGUCUACGGGAUGACUUUAGGCCAUUGCAACUCCAAAAUCCAUGGAGAAAAGGGAGAUUAUACGUUAGACUCAAACACGAUGUGUUGGCGGCAUUACAACAUUCCGCCAAACAGCCCGCCUUUAUUUAAAUAUCGAACGCUUAAUCAUAAACAAUUUUAGUUAAAUUAAGAUAACUUUCGUUCUAUUUUUAAGUAUUUUUAAAAUCGGGUUGAAUUUUUUCCAAAAGUGCGGGAGUUUAAAGGUUCAUUUUGGUGCCAAUAUUCUUAUUAUGUUGAUGCUUUAAGUAGUUAAGUGAAAGUUGUGAGUAAUGAUAGUGAAUAUAACAGAAUUUAUGGUGCUUUUCACUGUAAAAUAUGUCGCUUGAAAUGUCUUUAGAUAUCGAUUUCCAGUCUCUAUUACCUAUCGUAGUUCUACUUGCGUACAUCAUCAUGAAUGGGUGGAAAACCCCAAUAUUUCCAUAUUGCCAUUGUACUCAUUUCGAAUUCUCAGAGUUUUAUUAGUUCAAAUGCUCUUCUAAACCCUAAUCUUUAAUAAUGGCUGUAUAAUUUUACGACUAUAUAUAUUCAUGUUAUCAAUAGUAGCUUCAAGCAAUAUUUAAUAUCUACUGGCGUGAUAUUUCAGUACCCUACUCGUAAUAAUAAUGCAUGAAAUACUAUAAAAAUAACUUUGGCUCAGUUGUGAGAUUAUGCAGCAAUUUUAAAGUUUUAUUAGCAUUAGCUAUUUUAUUUCUUUAGACUGGAUAUAGAGAUGCUAACCGAAAUAGCUUUUCUCUAGGUAAUUUCUUAAUAUUUGUGUAGUCCAAUCUAUUUAGAUCCUAAGUACCUCCUUACUGUACAUUGUAUUGCCAGUCUAGAAAAACAAUUAAUAAAAAAUAUAUUAUUAUAUUCUUAAUUUACCUUAUAAAACCUUGCAAUUAUUGUACAACGCGUACCAAGUGCCUGAUUUAUUUCAAAAAUAAUGAAAAUCAUAUCUCCAAGGUGGACAGGGUUGCAAAUUGAACUAUCUUUAUUUCUACCAAAGUCAAAAAUAUUUGGAGCAAGAUGAAGUGGGCCAUUGCUAUACUAUUCGGUAGAAAUGAGGAAAGUAUGAGAUGAUAUCGAUUAUUUCAUUACUUGAAUCCUGUUUUCGGAUAAUCUUUUGCUCUACCAAAUAUCUUUACAUGAAUUUGGUUCUUAUUAACCUAUGGUUAGUAAUGUUUAGUUGUUUCUUCGAAACAUUCACUCUCUAAAUAAAAGGCAAUAUCUCCAACUCUCAAUGUUUAUGUUAUACAUACGAGUAAAUGUAAAAUUUUAAUUAUAUAGAAAAUAUUUUAAAGGUGUAUUGUAAAAUAAUAAUGUAUUUAGAUAUUUUAAAUUCAUAAUAAAUGUCCGGCCAGUGACGAAAUUAUUAACUUUAAGAAUAUGUUUAUUUUCAUUGUUUUAUUAUGGAGACAUCUUUUUUUAAUUAGGCGUGGCAACUCCUUAUAUUUGUCCUCCAUGAAAAUAAAAUAUUUUUUGACAUUUAUAUACUGGCUAAGCUUUAGUUUCGAAUAAUGCUUAUAUUUUGUAAUAAUUAGAAAUUGGAUUGUAUGCAAAUGCAUAUUGCAAUCCUUUGCCCAAAGUCUAUUGUCAUUUAUAAAUUAUAAGGCAUAUUUUGUGUUAUGGAUUUUAUGUAAAUUAUUUUGUAUGCUGAAGUAUGUUGCAUAUUGCAUAUAAUCCUGUGUCUAAUAGUAAGUAUAGUAAGUAGUCAAAACUACUGAGAUAGAUCUCUAACAAAGUAUUCUGUUAUUUAAUUUUUUAAUAGACUUUUCAUAAUGACAUGAUUAAACUAAAUGAUUUAUUUGAUGAAAUACUCAGAGGAACUUAAUUUUUGUUACAUUUGUUAUAAAGGAUGCUGUAAAUUCUGUAGUUAGGGUGUACAAAAAUGUAAAUUAGAAUGGAUGUUACAAAAUGAAAUUCGCUGUCUAUGACUCGAGCCAUAAUCGCAAUUUGUAAUGAAGCCUAACUAAAUGUCUUAUGAUAAAAUAAAUAGAUUUAUUUUAGAUUACUGCGUAAAGUAUUCACCCUAUCCAGUGUUGUAAAUUAGAAAUUAGAAAGAGUGGGAAUAUGAAGUGAUGCACAAAAUAAAUGUAUUUCAAUUUU